Messenger RNA from Zingiber officinale, 1541 nucleotides. RefSeq names its product probable carboxylesterase 8. Lineage: Eukaryota; Viridiplantae; Streptophyta; Magnoliopsida; Zingiberales; Zingiberaceae. Bases 399 to 1403 code for a protein of 334 amino acids. Gene Ontology annotation, molecular function: hydrolase activity. The record is from RefSeq and is a predicted model, not a curated record. The transcript has a single exon.
UUUUUUCCCGAAAAACCGAUCAUUGUUUUAGGUUUGUGCAACUGCAGAUAGUGUAGAAUAUUUCAUCUUCUUGAUCGUUUGCUUGUCGAUACCGGUGGGCGGUGCCACCAUGGAUGAUAUGCACGUUGCUGCACGAGCACAGUUAGGGUUGCGAAAUCACAGCCACUGAUAGUGAAAUCAUGGCCGACAAUGGUUAACUGCGCGAAUAGACAAGAUAUCGACACAUUAUUUACUCCUGAUCUAACCGACAAUGGCAGAGACAGGACGGCAGGAGCGUGCCCUAGCUCUUCUUCUGUGUCAAGAGUUGUUCGUCGGUGGAUCUUCCUCAGCUCAUCUUCCUCUCAAUCUUUACUUUGAUUACUGGCGGAAAGAUCUAGAAGAGCACUGAUUGCGCCUCCAUGGAUCCCUACAAGGUGUUGAGGAUCUCCCGUAACCCUGACGGUUCCAUCACCAGAGAUCUCACUUUCCCCCUUUCUCCUCCCUCCUCCGACGCCGGAGUUCUCUGCCGCGACCUCCCCCUCAACCCUGCACGCCGCACCACUCUCCGCCUCUUCCUCCCCUCCCCUUCUCCUCCUCCCGCCUACUCCAAGCUCCCCGUCAUAGUCUACUUCCACGGCGGCGGAUUCAUCCUCUUCCGCUCCGCCACCGCUCCUAUGCACGCUCUCUGCGCCCGCCUCGCCGCUGAACUCCCCGCCCUAGUCCUCUCCGUCGACUACCGCCUCGCCCCGGAGCACCGCCUGCCCGCUGCCUUCGAGGACGCCAUCGAUGCCCUCUUCUGGCUCCGCGCCCAUGCCACCGGCGUCUCCACGGAAGGAAACCUGCCCCUCCCACUCGCCGACUGCGCCGACUUCUCCCUCUGCUUUCUCAUGGGCAACAGCGCCGGCGCUACCAUCGCCUUCCACGCCGCCGUCCUUGCGGCGGCGCUUCCGGAGCCAUUGGAUCCUGUGAACAUCGCGGGGCUGGUGCUGGACCAGCCCUACUUCGGAGGAAUCGAGCGGACUGAGUCCGAGUUGAGGCUGAAGGACGACAAGAUCAUACCUUUGCCGGCGAACGACUUGAUGUGGGAGCUGGCAUUGCCGGAGGGCGCGGACAAGGACCACGAAUACUCCAAUCCGCUGAAGAACGAGGAGAAGCUGUUCGCAGGGCUGCGCAAUUUCCCACGGUGCCUGGUGAGAGGGCACACGGGAGAUCCACUCUUCGAUCGGCAAAGGGAGUUCGCGAGGAUGUUGGAGAGGAGAGGAGUGCACGUGGCGGCGAGCUUGGAGUCCGACGGCGUUCACGGCGUGGAGCUGUUCGAUCCCAGCAGGGAAGAGGAGUUGGUGACAGAGGUAAAGAGAUUCCUCUGCGGUGAAGAUGGAGUUGCAACUGCUUCUGCUGCUGUGAUCGCGUUGCAGAAAUUGUGAGCCCAUUGUUUCCCGAGGCAAUGCAGCAUCGUCAUCAAGCUCUGUGCUUCUUUGCUUGUUCUUCUCCAUGUGUUUGAUUUUUUAACAGUACGUUUUUCUUCUUGUUCUCGUAGUUUAUGAAAGCUUUUUCACUUAUCA